Molecule: messenger RNA, 3668 nt
Organism: Lepisosteus oculatus (spotted gar)
Lineage: Eukaryota; Metazoa; Chordata; Actinopteri; Semionotiformes; Lepisosteidae
Gene: foxn4
Product: forkhead box N4
Biological process (GO): regulation of transcription by RNA polymerase II
Molecular function (GO): DNA-binding transcription factor activity, RNA polymerase II-specific; transcription cis-regulatory region binding
Source: RefSeq, a predicted model, not a curated record
CUUUUCUGCCCUCCUCCCCCCUCCAGCCCCCGCGCCACCCCGGCCACCUUUUCCCGCUGAAGCCGCGGGGCUGAGACGCGGGCAGAGCGGCGGGGAAGCGAGUUUCUCGGUCUAGUGUUUUGGCCCUUGAGUCAACGGCUUCAUUCAGCCCGGGAGACCCACAAACGAGGAGUCAGAAAGACCGUGGAAGAGGGAGACGCUACCCGAAAUUGGAAGGAUUAAAAAUUUCCGCGGAGAAUUUGGGGGGGAGAAAAACGGGGGGGGCUGGGGGACUGGGGAGAAGGGCUACAAAAAAAAGUUUGGAAAACUUUAAAAACUCUCCACUUUAAACACAAAUGAAGGCCGCUGUGAUUGCAUGGAUCCCGAAACCAGCAUGAGCUCGGGAUAGCUCAGUUUGUCGGCGUGUUGGCUUCAUGUCUAGGACGUUAAGGCUUUUCUUUCUUUAUUUUUUUGUCAGGUAGCUAAGGCAGUGCGGAAUCAGGGCUCAGCCGGCGACUGCUGCACCUGUUGCCCACACACCUUGCGGUCUUUUCAGAAACGACACUGCAUCUGCCUGGGGAUAGGAUUUCUUCAAAAGCACCCCAGCUCUGCCUCUGUGACUCCUCAGCUUUCGCAUCCGGAACCAGAGCAUACAUUAAAAAAAAUAAAAAAUAAAGACGGCCCAAAAGCUAAAGGUUUUAGCGGCUCAAAGAUCUAGACCGUAACAUGAUAUAUAAAUCGGUGUAGAAAUCUCGAAGCUGGACUCCAGAUAGUGGGAGGUUACUGUAUUUUUUAACGCCCAUCGUUAUUUUUAAUGGUGUGAUUCAGUGGUUGGGGGAAGAAUAUGUGGACCUGAAAAUCACUGGACGUCCCAAAAAAAAAAAAACAGAACAAAAAGUCACGUACGGGACGGAGAGAAAAAGACGGGCUGUUUCUAUUCCAUCCAGAGGAGGACGAAGAGUAGUAGGAGGAGGAGGUGGGGUUUAAUUUCAUAUGAUGUCCGUGUCACACAGGUUAUCUUGCGGGAGAAAACUGCUGAACUUUUACGACCCGGCCCCCCUGAACUGAUCUCUCUCAUCACACCGAGCGAGACCCCUGUGCGAUCAGUGCGCAUGUCCCAAGGCUGGACAGCGCCAGAGAGGGAAAUUUAAAAACGGUUUGGAGAGAGACAAGUGCGCAGUCAAUAUACAAAGACGCACACACAGAGACAGCCCACCAGGACUUCGGCGUUUGUACCCCGGACAGGAGAUGAUAGAAAGCGGAAUUACCUCCAGGAUGUCAGGAAUUCUUGGAAAUUCAGGACAAAGUCACCACCCUUCAGCGCAGGAUUAUAGAUUGCUGACCACAGACCCCUCCCAGCUUAGCGAGGAUGAGCUCCCCAGUGACCUGCAGUCACUGUCCUGGCUGACUUCAGUGGACGUCCCCCGACUGCAGCAGAUGGCCACAGGCCGCCUGGACUUCAGCAUGAGCUCCCAGAACGCCUUGCAGCAGCCAGCCCAGAUGAACAACGUGAAUGUAGCUGGAGGACAAGGGACCAUGAUUCACCUGCAGAGCAAUAUGCAGAACAGCAUUCUGGGAAUGAGUGCAAUGGCAACACACAGUGGAAAUAUCCCACAGUACUCCAUCAGUGGCCAGCCCUCCCCCGGAUUCCAGUCCCCCCCUUCAGUCUACCAGCCCUCCGCUCAGCAAGUCUUCUCCAUUGCCCAGGCCGGCCAGCAGUGCUCCCCAGCUGGUCUCUAUAGUAACACAUCCUACAGCAGCCAGAGCCCGUUCAGCCAGCCCCGCCUCGCCCCUCACAACAGCCAGGACCUGCAGCCCAAGUCCUACCCCAAGCCCAUCUACUCCUACAGUUGCCUGAUUGCUAUGGCUCUGAAGAACAGCAAGACCGGCAGCCUCCCAGUCAGCGAAAUCUACAGCUUUAUGAAGGAACACUUUCCCUACUUCAAGACGGCCCCAGACGGCUGGAAAAACUCAGUGCGGCACAACCUGUCCCUGAACAAGUGCUUCGAGAAGGUGGAAAACAAGAUGAGCGGCUCCUCACGCAAGGGCUGCCUGUGGGCCCUCAACCCCGCCAAGAUCGACAAGAUGGAGGAGGAGAUGCAGAAGUGGAAACGCAAAGACCUGCCGGCCAUCCGGCGCAGCAUGGCCAACCCAGACGAGCUCGACAAGCUGAUCACGGACCGGCCGGAGAGCUGCCGCCGGAAAGCGUGUGACCCGGGGAUGACCCGCUUGCCCCCCGGGCAGGGCGGCCUGACCCUGCACCCCCCGCUGCCGCCCCAGCCCGUGAUGACCCUGUCCCUGCAGUCGCUGCCCCUGCACCACCACCAGCUGCAGGCACAGGCCCGCCUGGCGCCCGGCUCGCCCGCCCCGGCCCAGACCCCACCCCUCCACGCCGUGCCCGACCUCUCCCACAGCCCCCUCGCCCCCCAGCACGGCAAGCCGGCGCAAGACUUCUACAGCCUGCAUGGCGACAUGAGCGCCGAGGUGGACUCUCUGGACCCCAGCAUCAUGGACUUCGCUUUACAGGGAAAUUUGUGGGAAGAUAUGAAAGAUGAAAGUUUCAACCUGGAAUCACUGGGCGCCUUCAGCAACUCUCCGCUGCGUCUCUCCGACUGCGAGCUGGGGACGUCUGGCAUGACCCCGGUGUCUGGGGGCAGUGACCUCUCCUUCUCUGACCUGCAGGUGACUGGCCUGUAUACCACUUACACAACACUGGACUCCGUGUCAUCCCAGUGCAUGAACACACAGGGCAGCAACAAACCCAUCGCCCUGCUCUAACACGUACAGGAGGGGAUUUCUUCUGGAGACCUCGGACCUCAUCACGGCAAACUACAAGAACUUAAAGAAUACAAUAACGCAAAAUGAAACAUCUCCCUUUUCCACAGUGGAAUGACUUCUUGAAACCACUCCCUGGCAUCAAACCCCACCUCCUCUUAGGUUUGGGGACAACGUGUGUCAGUCCAGCUUGCAACUGCUAGUUGAUUGCAGUACCUAGGGUCAUUUUUCAUCCAGCUAGGUUUCACAGAAGAACAUCCCUUUGUCCUCGGUUAGGGCAGACUGAUAUUUUAUGAUUUUUAUUUUUCGUGCCGUUACACAAAGUAGCAAAGGCACACAAGAAAGGCAGUGAAACCAACACAAUACAGUUAAUCAGAAGACGGUGAAAUUCCUUACACAGAUUUUGAGCGGAGAGCUGAUGCCACCUAUUUCUUCAAGAUACAGUAUUUGUGUUGGACCUGACCUAUCACCAGCAUGGACUGGUACCGAGAUCUCCAAGCAAAAAAUAAACCAUAAUGGAGAAGAUGACGUCUAACCUGUGGUACUGGAGCGCUCCAGUCUUUUAAUAGGAGCUUUGUGAGACUGGCCUCGUUGGGACAUUUUAAACUUUGAACACUAUGAGCGAUCAUAUAAAGAGGAUGCUGAUGGCCAGCCAAAGGUUUAGAACGCACUGGAAAAGGAGUUCACUUCUUCAGUGCAAAACUGGAUUAAGUUGUUUUGUUACCUCCUCUUGUGAAUGUUAUAUUUACAACGAUAGUUAAGUGUCCUGUGCUUUUUGUACUUGUUAGACAGUAUUACGGUGUAUAUGUUUAUUUAUAUUUAUUGAUGUGACACAGUAGUGAUGAGACCCAUCACUCAGGCAGUGUUUACAUUUUCUUGAGCUGCAUUAUCCCUUAAUGUACCAGAAUGAGAAA